AUGUUUUUCAUUCUUAAAGAAAUUUAUCUGACAGUCUUAAGAAUGCCAGUGAAUUAUGAUCUCAAGAGAGCUUUGUGCGAGUCUGGUGAAGGAUUUGAGCGAGCAAAGCUGCAAUCAUCUGAGGCCAAAAGGGUCGAAACAGAUGCUAUGUUAUCUGGACUGAAGGCGAAGUCUAUGGAUCUGGAAAAGAAGUUGCAUGUUGCUGAAGUCAAGCUUGAGGAGGCAAAUAGAAAGAGACUGGAGUUGGGUAGGAAACUGGAAGAAGUUGAGACUCGCGACAGUUUGUUUCAAAGGGAGGUUGAAUUCUUCAUUGCAGAGCGUGGAGCGCAUGAAGCCACACUUUGUAAGAAGAAAAAAGAUUUGCAACAGUGGGAGAGAAGACUGCAAGAAAAGUUAUCCGAGCGCCUUAGAAUUACUACCGAGAGGGAGGUUAAGGUAGAUGAAACUGAGAAGGCUUUAAACCUUAAAGAUCAGGAACUUAAAAGAAUGGAAAAGGAAAUUAUUGUCAACACUUCAGUUUUGAAGAGGAAAGAGGAUGAUAUAAAUCACAGACUAGCAAAUUUAACAGCUCAAGAACAUAAAGUCGAGACUCUUAGGAUUGACCUGGAGAUGAAGGACAAGGAGUUCCUGGCUUUAACAGAAAAGCUGACUGCUAGGGAACGAGAAUUUGAGGUGGAGAUGGAUGGAAAAAGGAAGUCUCUUAACGACGAGGAGAGAAGUAGGCUGGAUGGCUUGCAAUACCGAGAAGAGGAGAUCACCGAUAGAGCAGAAAAGCUGGGUAAGCUUGAGUUAUCUUUGGAAAACAAGUCUGAAAGAAUUGAAGAGAAAGAGAAAGACCUAGAAGCGAAGUUGAUAACUUUAAAAGAGAAAGAGAAGCUACUCAAGUCAGAAGAGAAAAGGCUGGAUUCGGAAAAGGAGAGAAUUCUUGUCGAGAAGGCUUGUCUUAAAAGUUUUAAAGACGAGACUGAGAAGAGGAGGAAUGGUAUUAGCCAGCAGGAGAGGAAGAUUCAAGAAGAAAUUGAGAAACUCAAGACUGCUGAAGAAGAAAGGGCAGAAAAUAUUCGUUUGCAGUUGGAACUGAAAGAAGAGAUUCAGACUCGUGGCAAUUUGUUCCUAAAGGAGCGUGCGUCCUUCAUUGCAGAGCGUGAAGCACAGGAAGCCACUUUUUCUACUAAGGAAAAUGAUCUGCAAGAGCGGGAGAGAAAACUGCAAGAAGGUAAAGAUAAAUUAUGUGAGGGCCAGAGAAUUACUACUGAGAGGGAGGUAAAACUAAAUGAAUCUGAGAUGGCUUUAAAGCUUAAAGAGCGAGAUCUCAAAAAAGCGCAGAAGGAAAUUGACUUGAGCACCUCAGUUUUGAACAAAAAAGAGGAGGAUAUAAAUCACAGACUGGCAAAUUUAACAGAGCAAGAGCAAAAAGCCGAGGCUCUUAGGAGUGACCUGGAGAUGAAGGAUAAGGAGUUGCUGGCUUUGACAGAAAAGCUGACUGCUAGGGAAAGAGUGAGUAUCUACAUUAAGAUCUUAUAA
This is a messenger RNA of Daucus carota subsp. sativus, 1524 nucleotides long. RefSeq names its product protein CROWDED NUCLEI 3. Gene Ontology annotation, biological process: nucleus organization. The record is from RefSeq and is a predicted model, not a curated record. Lineage: Eukaryota; Viridiplantae; Streptophyta; Magnoliopsida; Apiales; Apiaceae. Gene Ontology annotation, cellular component: nucleus. The coding region runs from base 1 to 1524 and encodes 507 amino acids. The transcript has 7 exons.